This is a messenger RNA of Limulus polyphemus (Atlantic horseshoe crab), 448 nucleotides long. Its product is annotated as amyloid beta A4 precursor protein-binding family B member 1-interacting protein-like. Bases 12 to 398 code for a protein of 128 amino acids. The transcript is spliced from 3 exons. NCBI's taxonomy places the organism in Eukaryota, Metazoa, Arthropoda, Merostomata, Xiphosura, Limulidae. The record is from RefSeq and is a predicted model, not a curated record. Gene Ontology annotation, biological process: signal transduction.
CUCAGGAUAUAAUGAAAUCAGAAAAAAUCAAGCUUGCCAUGGAAAAGAUACAGGAAUCAAAUAUAAAGAAACUGUUUAUCAAAGCAUACACUGAUGAUGGUCGGGCCAAAAGUUUACUGGUUGAUGAAAGGAUGACAGUGGCUCAUGUGUGCCGACUUCUAUCUGAAAAAAGUCAUACCAAAAUGGAUCCUCAGUGGGUUGUUGUUGAACGGAAUUAUGAUUUACAUUUAGAUCGAGUUUUUGAAGAUCACGAAAACUUGGUAGAAAAUAUAUUAAUGUGGACCCAAGAUGCCACACACAAAUUGUUUUUUCUCAAGGAAGAGGAUAAAAAUGAUGUUUUUGUAAACCCAGAGGUAUGGCUUUUUAUGUCAAUUGUUUUUCUAAAGAAGUCAAAAUAGGAAUCUAAUAUUUGUAGUAAAAAUGUAUAAAAGUCCACUAGAGUUUAGAA